AUAAUCAAGGGUGAAGCGCUAAACCCGGAGGAUUAUACAGUGCCUGGGGGGGAUGUGGAAGGCAUUCAGGCUUAAUUCAAGGAACUGGAGCACAGAUCCAAUUCCCUAAAUCAAGAGCCCCUCACCAACAUCAAGGAACCUUCCUUGAGGGGUGGUAUACCUGGAGAGGGUUUCGGGGGUCAACGCCCCCGCGGCCCGGUCUGAGACCAGGCCUCGUGGCGAAUCAGGGUCUGAUCAACCAGGCUGUUACUGCUGGCCUCACGCAAACUGACGUACGAACCACAGCCCGGCUGGUUAGGUACUGACUGUAGGUGUCUGUCCAGCGCCUUGUUCAAGACAGCCAAGGGUCUAUCGGUAAUUCCCCCAAUCUGCUAGCUGGCAGUAUUCCUUUGAAGAUUUAAAAGAAGAAAUAAAUAGCCAGUUAGCACAAGCAAAGCAGCAAACUUUAUAUAAAAGUGAGUUAUCUCACAGCAGUGGACUCAAAAUAAAGUGCUGUACAACAACUUACAGAGAUGGCAGCAACAAAUGGAGCAAAAAAAUUUCUUCAGCACAUACUGGCUGUUGCUAUAGAAGGAGGAGGCUUUGACAAAACUCUGUCUAAACUACGUAUUGUGUCUGGUGGAAAGGGAAGGUGCAUAGCAGAAAUGAGGAUUGAAAAAGAGCACACUAAUCGAAUUGGAGUUCUGCAUGGAGGUUUUACAGCAAUGCUAGUAGAUGCUGUUUCUACAAUGGCAUUGAGAACUACAGAAAAAGCAGUUCCUGGAAUUUCUGUGUCCCUCAACCUUGAAUAUUUAAGAGCAGCCAAGACUGGAGAAGAAAUAAUGAUAAAUGCAGAAACCCUUAAAAUUGGAAGAUCUCUAGCUUUCUUGAGUGUUGACAUAACAAACAAAGAAUCUGGUGCUCUUAUUGCAAAGGGUAGCCACACAAAAUUUAUGGGAUAGUGUCAUUAAUGCUGUUUUUCAUGAACAUACAUGCUUUUCAAGCUGUAUGACCCAUACAGGUUUAGUACAUGUUAUUGAAUAUAGUAUUGUUAUUACAUUCAUGGGAGGGGACCACUAACCUAGAAGCAAUCAGGUUAAAUCCAAGAAAUGGGAGGUUAGGUUUGAUUCCUUGCAUUAUGGCACCUCUCUUGGGAGAAUAUCCUUUUCAAAUUGUAUAGAAUCUAAUAUGCACUUGUUUACUAUAAAACAUGGCAUGCCAAAAAGUGGGCUUUAUCAGAUACUUAAUAAAGCCCAUUUGUGAGUGAAACACUCCACUGUAUAAUCUUUUAUGUUCGUGCAUACUAAAAUUUAGCCGAUGAAAAAUCAUUACUCGGGUAAUGAUUAUUGAAGAGUUAUGUGGCUUACCACUUUUUAAUUCUUAAAUGGUCCAAACGUAUAUAUACGUUCUUACGCGUAGUGCCUCAAAUGUAUAUAUACGUUUUAUUUUUCCUGCCUUCAAAUUUGGCAUGAUUGGCCUGAGAUGCCUUGUCAGCAUAGAAUGGGUCCUAACACUCAUUGUGCAUGGUAUUAAAAAAAUCUGGGACCACUUAGUACCUUGUGGGAGCACCAGUUAAAUUGAGCGCCAGCUAGAGCAAACAGUGCGGCAAACACCAAGGAUUCACUGAUGUAAUGUCAUAUUACACUCCUCUUUUAAGAGGAAAGUGAUGUUAACCCCAAGUUUAGGGUCUCUCUAUCUCUGUCUACCUCUGUCUGUCUUUGUCUGUCUCUAUCUCUUUCAAUCUCUCUCUCUCUCUCUGUCUAUCUCUGUCUCACAGGAACACAUAAAUACAAGUAUACAUAGUGUAAAUUACCUAGGAUAACCCAAAAAAUCCAGACAAAGUUCUAUACUCUGCUUGAAGAUAAAAGGUGAUGAUGCAGUCUUGUGGCUCUCUCUGAGACAGAGAGCUAGAUGGAUAGACAGGGAGCUUGACAGACAGACAAAUAGACAGACAUGUUUGUUUUUAUUAUUUAUUAUUAUCACACUGGCCGAUUCCCACCAAGGCAUGGUGGCCCGAAAAAGAAAAACUUUCACCAUCAUUCACUCCAUCACUGUCUUGCCAGAAGGGUGCUUUACACUACAGUUUUUAAACUGCAACAUUAACACCCCUCCUUCAGAGUGCAGGCACUGUACUUCCCAUCUCCAGGACUCAAGUCCAGCCUGCCGGUUUCCCUGAACCCCUUCAUAAAUGUUACUUUGCUCACACUCCAACAGCACGUCAAGUAUUAAAAACCAUUUGUCUCCAUUCACUCCUAUCAAACACGCUCACGCAUGCCUGCUGGAAGUCCAAGCCCCUCACACACAAAACCUCCUUUACCCCCUCUCUCCAACCUUUCCUAGGCUGACCCCUACCCCGCCUUCCUUCCACUACAGAUUGAUACACUCUUGAAGUCAUUCUGUUUCGCUCCAUUCUCUCUACAUGUCCGAACCACCUCAACAACCCUUCCUCAGCCCUCUGGACAACAGUUUUGGUAAUCCCGCACCUCCUCCUAACUUCCAAACUACGAAUUCUAUGCAUUAUAUUCACACCACACAUUGCCCUCAGACAUGACAUCUCCACUGCCUCCAGCCUUCUCCUCGCUGCAACAUUCAUCACCCAUGCUUCACACCCAUAUAAGAGCGUUGGUAAAACUAUACUCUCAUACAUUCCCCUCUUUGCCUCCAAGGACAAAGUUGUUUGUCUCCACAGACUCCUAAGUGCACCACUCACUCUUUUCCCCUCAUCAAUUCUAUGAUUCACCUCAUCUUUCAUAGACCCAUCCGCUGGUACACAUGUUUGUGUACCAGCAAAAACAAAGUGAGGGCGAUGCUCGUCAAAUAUCACCUCUAAUCUUUUCUUUUCUGCUGCACCCUUCCCCACCCUUGUGUAUGUUCAUCAAAUGUCAGCUCUUAUCAGA
This is a messenger RNA of Cherax quadricarinatus, 2876 nucleotides long. The record is from RefSeq and is a predicted model, not a curated record. NCBI's taxonomy places the organism in Eukaryota, Metazoa, Arthropoda, Malacostraca, Decapoda, Parastacidae.